Paramormyrops kingsleyae is the source of this 1964-nucleotide messenger RNA. It is a transcript of the gene snx22, whose product is annotated as sorting nexin 22. NCBI's taxonomy places the organism in Eukaryota, Metazoa, Chordata, Actinopteri, Osteoglossiformes, Mormyridae. The record is from RefSeq and is a predicted model, not a curated record. Gene Ontology annotation, molecular function: phosphatidylinositol phosphate binding.
UGUACUGUAGGCAAGUACAUCCACAUACAGGGUGUUUUCUAACUUUUUUAUUUACACAUAUGAUAUUCUUUCAUUAUAUCUCUCAAAAUAUUAGCUCUGCCAUUUCUGAAAUUAUGAUCAGCCUAAACUGUUACCAUCCGAUUUUACAAAUCCUAUAGCGUUUCUGUUGCUUUUUAAGCGUUUUGUUAUUUCCAUAAUUGCGCCCCGGCGGCUAAAGCAAACGAAGGAAGUUCAUUGUGGGGUUUUUUCCCCCUUGAUCGAAACCGGCGGCGCGGACAGCGGAUUGCGUGAGGAUGCGGCGGGCGAUCUGGGGCGUGCCUCGGGCAGGACCGUCCUUCUCCAGGCGUACCAUGUGAAGCCUGGGAGGAGAAACCCUUAGAAAGCUGCCGCGUCUCCCUUCUCCUGCCUGGAUAUAUUUGUAACGUUUUUACGCAACAAGAGGAAAGUUUCAAAGAGGAACCGUGCCGAGGCACCGAGCUACAAAGGGGAGGGGGGGCAAUAUCAGGCAGACAGGGAGGUGAAGCGUCGAUCAGCAAAGCGGCUCUGAUCCAAGUUCAGCCGAGUGCAGCCCGGUCCCACAGGCGAAGCAGUCCCCAGCUGCUCCGAUGCCACCCCCGGCUGCCACCAUGAUCGAGGUGUGCAUCCCGGCGCUGGAGAGGAAAGCGGACGAGUCGGGAAAGUUACAGAAGUUUUUCAGAGUGGAGAUACUGUUCAAUGGAAGGAAACAUUUUGUGCUUAAGCGUCACAGAGAAUUCCUGAACCUCCACAAGAAGCUGAAGAAGAUCCUCCAGACCCCAGAGUUUCCCAACAAACGCAGCCCUCACUUCCGCCAGAAGCCCCUGGAGCAGAGGAGGCAGGAGCUUGAGGACUAUGUGAAGAUGGUUCUCUCUGACAAUGAAGAAGUUCCCCAGGAGAUGCUGGACUUUCUGCAGCUCAAACAUUUCCAUUCUGUGAACAAGAUGUCUAGUUCUGAGUGUCUGGAUGCCUCCCACCCUGAAUCUUAUAACUGUCAGCUGUUGCAUCAACGUGUCCUGGGCUUCUUCAAGGACCCCUAUGUGCUGGAAUCCACGUCAGAUCUUCCCGAUGUCGUCGUGGAUGGUGUCCUGCAGGGACUGUAUCCCAGGGACGUCCGCGUGAGCUUCAUGCCUCCCCCCGAACCACAUCGCACAAAGCCAUGGAGCCCCAGCAAAGGCGGCCCGGCCACACAGCCCGAGGUCCGCAGGACUUGAAGUGGGUCACGGAUCCAUCCGGAAUGCAGCACGUGGUCCUGCAGAGCUCAUGGCCACCUUGGACUCGCACUGAGGAUGCCACCUGCGGCGUGUUUGCAUAGCUACAUGGAGCUGACCCAGAAAAGUCACACGGUUUUAUGUGUGAUGUGUACUAGGUGUGAUGUUUUACUAGGAGGUGUGAUGUUUUACAAGGUUAAGAUCAGUUUCCAGAAGCUGAGUAUUACCUGCGUGCAGGUUUUUGAUUGCUUUGGUGUUUGCAGAUGCAUGUGUGUAGCUGCAGAAUCUGCAUUUUACAUCACUCGAACCCCCUGGGCUUUUAACCGGAUUCAGUUACAAGGAACAUUAGGUUGCAUUGAAUUUUUCACUUAGUCAUUUCAAGGAGACAUCCAUACUGACAGCUGUCAUGGUAACCUCAGGGUGAAGUUCUGGUGUGAUAUUGAGCGGGUUCUAUAGGGCCUACCUUACAUUUUGGCUAUUGUCAUGGUACUGUCAAAGUUUGUGUGACCUGUAAGCAGUUUGUGACGAUAUUUCCUGGAAUGAAAUAGUAUAAACAAACCAAUGCAUAGAAAUUUUAGUGCCCCAUUUAAAUAUUGGCCCUUUUUUUUUUUUUUCACUUUCAUAAAUCUUAUGUAAAUACCAAUAUUCCUUAAACCUCCAGGGGACACUGCAGGAAAAAGUAAUGAAAAUGCACAUUAAAAAUCUUUCCUGUACUGGUUCCAGAUAUCUGAUCAACAA